AUGGAUAUGAACCACUUAAUAGGUCAGCGUUUCAACCUGAUCUCUAAGAGUGACAUUCGCUAUGUUGGCACACUCCAUGAAAUUAAUCCAGAGGCAUCUACAAUCGCCCUGGAAAAUGUCAUGUCCUAUGGUACCGAGGGCCGUCGAGGGAAUGGGAACGACCUUCCACCGUCGAGCAACGUUUACGAGUACAUCGUAUUCCGAGGCAGUGACGUGAAGGACAUUAGUGUCGCGGAAGAGGAGAAGACAGAGACUGCACAGCCUGAACCUCCUCGCGUCCCCGAUGACCCCGCAAUUCUAGAAAACAUGUCGCGACCGGGUCCUCAGCCUGGCGCACCUGGCCUUCCCCAAGGCACACCUCAACAGUCACAGGGUGCCCAGCCAAUGCCUCAGUACCCGCCGCCUUACCAGGGACAGUUCCCCCCAUACGGACAACGCUUUGGUCCCCAAUUCCCUCCGGGUCCGAAUGGGCUUCCUGAUGACCGUUUCCCACCUUACGGUGCCCCUCCUGGAUGGUUCCCUCCUCCUGGCCAUGGUUUCCCUCCGGGACCUGGUCAUUUCCCUCCCAAUAUGCCUAUGGGUCCUCCUGGUCAGCAGAUGCCACCUCAGCAGCGUCCCGGCCCCCCUGGAAUGCCGCCUCAGGCCACCUCGGAACUACCCGUUGGUGACAAGGUGAACAGCAAACCUGCUACUCCCGCUGCUCAACAAGCCCCAACUCCUCCAGUUGAGUCUAAGCCUUCCGUGGCUGAAGCUGUGCACGGAAUGACUGGCCCUACUGCGGUGCCCGUCAGUGCCCAGAAGAGCGCUCGGGUUAUGCCGGCCAUUCCCAUCGCUGCUCCCAGGCCUGCUGCCGCUACCCAAGGAAAUACCUCAAUCACAGAUGCCACAGCCGCUGCUACUGCUGCCGUUGCCGCCGCGAUGGCCAAGCUACCUCAGCCAGGUGUUCAAAGAAAGCCUGGACAGGUCGAUGGCGCUGAUGACGGGCUUGCUCGUCAGAUGAACGACAUGCGGCCGUAUGAUAGUGGCCGUGUUCCCCGUGGUGGUCACCACCACCGCGGUGCCCGUGGCGGAGCUCCUCGUACUCAGCAUAAGAAGAUCGAGGUACCUGAGUCAGACUACGACUUUGAGACCGCAAAUGCGAAGUUCAACAAGCAAGACAUGGUUAAGGAAGCCAUUGCUACUGGAGCUCCUGCUGCUGAGGCCGAGUCUCACGCAAACAUUGGGGCGGAAGCUGCUGGUGAAAGUAUAUCCGCUGUCGCUCCUGCUGCCUCUACAGCCUCCCUUUACAACCGCACCUCCUCUUUCUUCGAUAACAUCUCCAGCGAAGCGCGUGACCGCGAGGACAAUUCUGCUACCCGUCCGGGCGGUCGUGAAUGGCGUGGUCAAGAAGAGAUCCGAAACAUCGAGACUUUCGGUCAAGGCAGUGUUGAUGGUUACCGUGGUCGAGGCCGUGGCCGAGGCUAUGGUCGUGGUCGCGGCUAUGGUCGUGGUCGCGGCUAUGGUGGCCGCGGCCGUGGUGGCGGACGUCCCUCGUCUCAGUCCACCGGUGUCCCCUCCUUGGGCUAA
Messenger RNA from Penicillium odoratum, 1566 nucleotides. RefSeq lists its product as uncharacterized. The transcript is spliced from 4 exons. Gene Ontology annotation, molecular function: mRNA binding. Lineage: Eukaryota; Fungi; Ascomycota; Eurotiomycetes; Eurotiales; Aspergillaceae. The coding region runs from base 1 to 1566 and encodes 521 amino acids. The record is from RefSeq and is a predicted model, not a curated record. Gene Ontology annotation, biological process: cytoplasmic stress granule assembly; P-body assembly. Gene Ontology annotation, cellular component: P-body.